AUGAAUAUGACAGACAUUUUUGACAAAAGGAAACUUCCUUUGAUAGAAAGAAAAAUCAGAAUUGCAGGACUGACUCCUGUAGACUUCAAUAAGAAACAAAUAUCACAAAUAUCUCGACCUCAGUCAUCUGCUAAUAAAUGGUCUCCAAGACAAGCCAGACAUAUAAUGACUCCAAGUAGCCAUAUUAGAGCAGAAUCCUUAGAAUAUUCUACGAUCAGAGUGGGCCAUCAUGCAAGAUUAGAAUACUUCGACAAUUACAGAAACUUAAAUACAAUAACUCAUAAUAAGCACUACAAGCUCAUUUCAGAAACUCCUGAAUUUGCAUAUCUAAAUGAAAUAGAUAAAGGAAUGUUGAAUCCUAUUCCUUUUGGGCUUGUAAAAGCAAAAGGACCGAGCGAUUCCAUUGAUAUUCAUAAUUUCAGCAUGGGUGACAAUUAUGCUAACGCAUUUUCAGAAGGCAUUAGCAAAUUGGAAGAAAUAAAAUUUUUGAACCUUAAAGAAAAUAGACUUUCAGGGAUGGCAAGCAGUAGAAUUGUUUCAAAAUUAGAGAAAAAAAGAACUAAAAAGAUUGUGCUUUCUGAUAAUUCCUUAAGUGUUGAAAAAAGAAAUAAAAGUGAUAUUAAUGGAAAUUGGUUUCCAAGGCGGACUCCCUAUUGAGCAGGUAUGCCCAUCCUGAUGAGGCUAAAAUAGUUCCAUUGUUACUUUUCAAGUAAGCCUUCAGGGUUGGGAAAGCUAUGCCUAAAAAGGGAAUUUGGUUCUCCUCCGAAUCUUUGACAGAUGGGCUAGACAGAUUCUGCCUACUGCAUGGUCUUUUUCAUCGGGGCCAUCGAAGCGCCAAGCCGGAAAUCCAACAGCCGAUUUUUUGGAAGAAGGAGGGGCGAUGGUUAGUGAGUUUGCCUACUUAUGGUAGGAUAGCCCUAAUUCCUUAGGAGUUGAUACUAUAAAUUCAAUUGUGAAACUGCUUAAUGAGGAAUAUUCAAUUUUAAGCCACCUUGAGCUAGAAAACACAAAAUUAGGAAAGAAAGGCAUAGAAAAGCUUUGCCAAUGUCUAUGUGACAAUAAAACUCUCAUAAAAUUAAAUCUAGCCAGAAAUAGCAUUGGGGAUGAAUCUGCAAAGGAUCUUAAAGAUUUGCUUAUCGAAAAUCAGUCCCUCAAACAUCUAGAUCUUCAUUGGAACAACAUAAAACCUAAAGGUGGUCAUGAAAUCUUUUCUGGUCUCUCUCAAAAUGAGUCUUUACUUCAAUUAGAUCUGUCCUGAAACUCCCUUGGCAAAAGUUCUAAUUUAGAAACAGCAAAAAUAAUAAGUGAUUUUCUUAAGACAAACACUAGUCUUAUUCAUCUGGAUUUUUCAUAUAACUUAUUCACUCCUCAAGAAUGCCAAGCCAUAUCUGUAGGCCUCAGCCAGAACCAUACACUUCUUGGAAUCCACAUGCUUGGGAAUUCUUGCUCGAUUGAUGCCAAAGGAUUUAUAAUUCUAACAGACAGUUCUGAUAGAAUUUCAAAGACCCAUGGCUUCAGGAGGAUCAAUGAUUCAUUUAAGCAUAAAAGCAAAUUAUUCGGAACAAAUUGCUGGAUAUGUGAAGAAUGGGUUGACUUUAAAUUUAUUUGGAAUAGCGAAGAUCCAAACUGCAAAGAAAUUUUCAUUCAUUUAGAAUGCGAUGGCUUUAAGCCACAAGCUAUGCAUAAGGUUAACGAAAGCUUAUUUGAAAUUGCUAGAGCUAUCCCACCACGGGAAUUUCGCUUUUUCUUCAGUAAUAGGCAAGGGCCAGUUUUAUCAACUAACAUGCCAGCAUUUGAAUUGGAUUUACCGUUAAGCGUCCAAAUAAACAAUCAGCUAUAUGAAAUUUCAUUAGUCAAUACUAUGAGCCCAUCAGGCCCUUCAUGCAAUAUCAAACAGCCAUUUGCUAUAAAGCCACGCAUAGAAGAAUCAAAACAAGAAUCAGUAGAAGAGCUUCAAAGAAUUGUUUGGUCAAUUCCUAUCAGCUUAUUUAAAGAAUAUACAUUUGACUCUGAACAAUUAUACACCCAAGGCUUUGAAUUUGAUUUUAAGCACACGAGAAUCCCCAAGUUUGUUAAAAAUCCUGAAACAUUGGAGCUUUUGAAAACCCAGAUGAAGAAGUUUUAUAAAGAUUUCAGAGAAACCUAUCGAUUCUUGUCAGCUGUUUGUGGGAAUGAAGUGUUUUCUAUUGGCUCUAAUGCUUUUAUAGACUUUUUAAAUCAAUGUGGCAUAUUUGAUAAAUACUACACAUUGAGUGAUGUCGGUGUCAACUGAAAUUCUGUUAAUGCCCAACAAAGUUCUGAUCAACUUUAUAAUUCAGGAAAUGGACUAUGCAGAUAUGAAUUCAUGGAAAUACUAGUUAGAAUUGCAAAUGAUAAAUAUGUGAGAAACAAAAUUUGUGCCAAUCCUGCAGAAGCUAUCGAAAAGCUUGCAAAUGAGCAUCUUUCAGUUAUGGCAACUUAUGAUACAAAUAAAUGAAGGUUUGAAAAAUAUAUAUGCGAAGAUACUGACUUAGCCCUCAAGGUCCACAAGCCAAUUUUAGAAUCUGUAUUUAGUAAAUACAGCGGGAAAAAAGGGCUACCAGGCUCAAAGCCUUUUAUGGCUCUUUUAGAAUUCAGGGCUAUUUUCAGUGAUGCACAAAUGGUACAAAGUACGUUUGGGACGAGAGAAAUUGAUUUGUGCUAUAGUCAAGCAAUGAUGACUCAGGUUGAUGAAAUUUAUAAAAAAAAGCACCUUGAAAUGAAUUUUGUGGAAUUUUUAGAAGCAAUUGCAAGGGUUGCUGAUGUGGCAAAUUUGCCUAAAAAGGGUGAAUCAUGAAGUGAUUGCAGCGGCUUAGAGCUCAGAGAAAAAAUAGAAAACACAAUGACGUAUCUUUUACAGUUAUGCCCUUCAUAUAUAAGAGAUAAUUUCAAGUCGCCAACAGCAGAAACAUACAGAAAAUUGAAAUUUAAGCAGCUAAAUAAUAUAUAG
This is a messenger RNA of Blepharisma stoltei, 2968 nucleotides long. The record is from the annotation of a GenBank genome assembly. NCBI's taxonomy places the organism in Eukaryota, Ciliophora, Heterotrichea, Heterotrichida, Blepharismidae.